Molecule: messenger RNA, 1924 nt
Organism: Beta vulgaris subsp. vulgaris (sugar beet)
Lineage: Eukaryota; Viridiplantae; Streptophyta; Magnoliopsida; Caryophyllales; Amaranthaceae
Exons: 8
Coding region: 1-1854 (617 amino acids)
Source: RefSeq, a predicted model, not a curated record
AUGUUCAUUGGGGUAUAUUUGAUGUACAAUGGCAGGCCCCCAAUUAAUGAUUCUGGCCCAAUUCCAGAAAAUACUGAGAUACCAAUUUCACAACCAUCAUCACCCCAUCACAGUCAUGUAAAUAUACCUGCAGAAGAUGAAUCAGAAAAUGAAGAAGAGGUUCCAAUUGCUACUUUGAGGGCAAGGUUGAGGAAAAAUGCCCAGGCCACCCAACCCAGCAAGAGAAUAAAGAUCACAAUGGCUGCAAAGGGGAAAGAAAAGAUCCCUGAAAGAACUUCCAAGGCCCCAGUUGAAGCAGCUCCAAGAAAGUCUGUCAAGAGGAAAGCCCCAGAGCAGGCCCUCAAGAUAAAAAUUGGAAAGGGCAAGGACAAAGCUACUAAGUCCAGUGAUUCACCACCUGAUGUGAAGCCCCCACAAAAAAAAAAGAAAACCCCUGCUGAGCCCUGUGUCAAAGUCAGGCAAAGUACUGCUCCAUUCAAAGCCUUCCUUGCUGCUAUUGCUAAUCAACCACAGAAGAGGCAAGCAAUCAUUGAUAUGGGCUUUGGCGGUCUACUGGAAUUAGACAUGCCAAAGAAUGACCCUAUCUUCUGUGCUAGGCUUCUUAGCAGAUAUUCUGUUGGUAGUGGAUCCCUCAUGCUUCGCCGAGGUAGGGAAAUUGAAAUCAGAGAUAUCGAUGUGCACUUGGUGUAUGGGAUUCCACUGGGAGGCUUGUUGGUUGAUGACAACAAGGAUAAUGAUGCUGCUGACUACAGGCUUAUGCUGGAGGAGUGGAGGGAAUAUGUUGGCGUCCAGAGGGGUUCCCCAUAUGUUUCUACGAUGGCGACGCAACUUGCUGAUGCCGCAGUGCCAGUAACGGACAAUUGGAAGAGGACCUUCCUAGUCGUGGCCGUUAACUGCUGCAUUAAAUCAACGCUCAACCCCCAACCUCUCACAGGUUUCUUGUCAACUACCAUUGACGUCAACAACAUCCCAAACUACAACUGGUGCAAGUACACCAUUGAAUCAUUGCUUCAUUCAGCUUGUUCUUGGCAAGAGGACACCACUAGAUUCUUUGCUGGUCCUCUGCCUUUCUUACAGGUCUGCUAUUUCGACCGUCUACAGAAAGAACUCCACAAGCCUCCCCGUGCAUUCCCGCUCCUCUCUGUAUGGAAGCGGGAACUUAUCCGCAGCAGGAUUGAUUACGAGUUCCGGUCGGGACUUGCCAUGGGGACUGUUCUGCCAAGGAUCCCUGCUCCCAUGCACGGGCAGCAAGAUGAUGAACAACAACAACAACAGCAACAACACAGACAACAACAACAACCACACCAUGAACAGCAACAACAACCACCCACUGACCUUGAGACUUGGAAAUCAAACUUAAUGAAUGUUUGUUCCAAGUUCACGGCAAAUCUCAUUGAGUUGACGGCAUUACUCAACCAAGGCCCGCAACUCACUGGUGAUCCCAUGGUCAGCAGCUUUGCUCCAACCAUUCUUCAGGCGAUUUGCACUCGCUACGAGAAUGCCGCACAACCACCAAACCAUCCUCCUCCCCCCCCCCCUCUCAAUGAUCAAGACAAUCCCUCCAUUAUGAGUCAAGACAGCGCUUUCUUCCUCUCAUCACAGCUUUGGGAAAUUGUGGACCAAGCUGUACAAUCACGUCUGAAGUCACAAGAACCAGUAUGUGAUAUUGAGGCCCCAAGUUUCAACCUGAACUUGGAGUUGGGUGUCGGGAGGCCAUCAGCGCGACAAGAUCAACCAUCUUCAUCAUUUUCCCCAAUCCUAUCACUGGCUGAUAUUUUUAAAGAUCACGACGACAUACAUGUUGAUAAACUCUUCCCCACCACCAAGUCUAACACUGAUCCGCCUAUGGGGUAAUCCCUAUGUGGACUAAUUUUCCUACUGUUCACUUGACUCAUUGUCCCCGGAUUUUACUAAUUUCCUAACA